AUGGGUUGGGACUGGAAAACGGCAGCGCAGCAAGCGACGACGGCAGAGCGGUGGUGGCGCACCACGCUGGCGCCGGCCACGCGGUGGUGGGUGCAGCUGGUGCUGGUGCUCGCGCUCGUGGGCCUGGCGCUGGUGGGGCUGGCGAUGCUGCUGCGGUGGGUGCGCGUGCGCUGGAGGAUGAGGACCCAGCUGAAGGGUCGCGUGGUGCUGGUGACGGGUGGGGCCAACGGGCUGGGUCGCCAGCUGGCACGGCAGCUGCACGCCCUCGACGCCAUCGUCGUGCUGUGGGACAUCGACGGUGACGCCCUUCGCAGUGCUGAGGAGGAGCUGAAGGAGAGGGUGCACACCUACCUCGUAGACCUCACCAACAGGCGCUCCAUCUACGAGGUGGCCAAGGAAGUCAUGAAAGACGUCGGCCCUCCGGACGUGCUGAUCAACAACGCGGGAGUGGUGAGCGGCAAGCCCAUUCUCGAGACCACCGAUGACGAGGUGCUACAGACGAUGGCCGUCAACGCGCUGGCGCCGUUCUGGACCGUGAAAGCCUUCCUCCCGUCCAUGAAGGAGCGCAAGUCUGGCCACAUAGUCAAUAUUGGCUCCGUGCUUGGAAUCUUUGGUGGCGCGCAGCUGACGGACUACUCGGCGAGCAAGUUCGCAGUGUUUGGGUUCACCGAGUGUCUGCGGAUGGAACUCAAGAGCGAAGGAAGCCCCAUUUGCACCACCCUCAUCUGCCCCUUCCACAUCGACACCGGCAUGUUCGCGGGGGUGACGGUGCCGUGGUACAGCCGCAUCCUGUUCCCGGUGCUGAAGCAGGGCUGGGUGGCCCGGAAGGUCGUGGAGGCGAUCCUGAUGCGCGACGAGGUGGUCCUCCUCCGGUACCAGUUCUGGUUGGUCUUCCUGCUGCGCGUGUUAGUCCCGCCGUGGCUCGUGGAUCGGCUGGGGCGAGUCUUGGGCUCCUACUAUGGCAUGAAGAGCUUCGUGGGCCACGCCAAGAAGCGCACCUGA
This is a messenger RNA of Acanthamoeba castellanii str. Neff, 1002 nucleotides long. Its product is annotated as oxidoreductase, short chain dehydrogenase/reductase superfamily protein. NCBI's taxonomy places the organism in Eukaryota, Discosea, Longamoebia, Acanthamoebidae. The record is from RefSeq and is a predicted model, not a curated record. Gene Ontology annotation, molecular function: oxidoreductase activity, acting on the CH-OH group of donors, NAD or NADP as acceptor. The transcript is spliced from 5 exons. Bases 1 to 1002 code for a protein of 333 amino acids.